Puccinia triticina is the source of this 168-nucleotide messenger RNA. RefSeq lists its product as uncharacterized. The coding region runs from base 1 to 168 and encodes 55 amino acids. The transcript is spliced from 2 exons. The record is from RefSeq and is a predicted model, not a curated record. NCBI's taxonomy places the organism in Eukaryota, Fungi, Basidiomycota, Pucciniomycetes, Pucciniales, Pucciniaceae.
AUGGCACAACCCAACAUGCUUCAAAAACAAAAACAGCACCAGCUCCGACGAAAGAGGAUGGCGCUAUUCAUCAUUAUACUCAUUGGCCUCCGUCAGUGGUCCAAGACAAUCAAGCAGCCUUACAACGAUAGCAUCUUAACAGGUGAUGCAUACGAUUUGCUCAGAUGA